AUGUCACUGUCAAAUCCAAGUACUAAGAAACCUAGAAUCAGUGGGCAAACACUUGCAGAAAACAACAUCUUCUUUUAUAGCGAAGUGCAUUAUCCCCACAAGUUAAUGAAAUGGCUCCAACCAAUUCGUCAGCUUCUCAUACGCCGGCGGACCAAAAUUCCUUGCAACAUCAGAGACGAACUCAGAGACGAACUUGAAAAUUUCCGUGAUCUGGACAAAAACGAGUACAACAACAUGACCAAUACUAAGUCAUUCGAAAGUUCUGUCGAUAGGUGGGACUUGCAACCUAACGACGAGGAUUUUGAAACUGCAUCUCCAGGGACGAAUCUUUUUGGAAGAGCUGAUACUAUAAAUCUGAGGGUACGGAAAGAAUUGGAAUCCUGUUUUGACAUCUCACAAAAGUUCGUCAAGCUACGCGGAGAUCAAGAAUUUGAGCGCGAAUGGCAAAAUGUCUUGCAGGAACAUAUCUUCACAGUCUAUCGAAGUGACGAAGCAGGCUCCGAUUCUUUCAACAACAUGCUGCUACGCUUGACGCGACAUCAAGAAAUUCACUGGACUGAGUUCCAGCAAUCAUCCUCGUUUGGCUUCCGAGACAGCAAAAAUACCCUGACAUAUCCCAUACCAGACUUUACUUACGGAUUCCCCAUUAUCGAUACCACCGACCCUGUCUACAAACCAUAUCUAACGCAUCCAUGGACUGAGAAUUUCUCUCUUCCAACGCUCAAUAAACUCCGAAAAGACAGUGGUGUGUUGUCCUCGCCGCGGAAAGCCCUAGGGCGAUGGGACCCUUCGGAGCCCACGAGGGACCAAAUGCGCGGUCCAGAUCUCAUGUGCUUCCCCUGGGCUGUCGUUGAGGUAAAGUCCGCUAUCGUAGAUGGCGAUCCAGAAAGAAUGUGCUAUUGCCAAGCUGCGAAUGCCUCUGCCGCCGCCCUCAGCCUACGGGAGAAGCUGCUUCUAGCUUCGAAAAAGAACGAACCUAACCCUGAGGCUCUCGUCAUCUUCUCUUUCACAUGUGUUGGUACGCAUGUCAAGCUUUGGCUCACAUACAGGCGGCCCAAGAAAAUCGUUAUGCGAUGUAUAUGGGCAACGUCACUGGAGAUUUCUUGGGGUGUCUUUGUCUUACGCAUGGUGCUUAAGAAUAUGCAUGAAUGGGUAAACCAAGCGGUCAGACCAGAGCUUUCUCGAUGGAUUGAGGGGGCCCGUGGAUACCCAAACCCCCGGGGUUUUCUGAGUCCUGGUGGUGACUUGGUAGUGCUAAGCAAAAGAGCUGCUUCCCACGAGCCGCACUCCAAACCUCUGACAGACAGUCCUGUUUUACGAAAGUCCCAUUCUUCUCAGAAAGAUGCCGCACAACAUUCUCAAGAGACUAGUCGAAUGAUUCGCUCUCGUGCGCCAAGUCCAACUUCCAGUAACUUCCCAAGCGCGAUCAGGGGUAGAGCGGAAGCAAACGGCGUCGGAUGCGACAACGAUGACGAAUAUAAUAGCGGUGGCAAAGACGAACAAGCCAUCCAAGAUUCUCCAGAUGAAGGCUACCAUAGCUCACCUAAGAAAAGUAUUAAAAAGAAAGCCACAACCAGACCAUCAUGGAAGUCUAAACACGACAUCUCCUGCAACUGCGGCAAUCGGGGCUGCUUUAAAAUCGAUAAUGAAGUCAUAGUAAAUGCACUCUCCUUAAUUUCCCUCUCUGACACGAAGAGAUGA
Molecule: messenger RNA, 1701 nt
Organism: Bipolaris zeicola 26-R-13
Lineage: Eukaryota; Fungi; Ascomycota; Dothideomycetes; Pleosporales; Pleosporaceae
Exons: 4
Coding region: 1-1701 (566 amino acids)
Source: RefSeq, a predicted model, not a curated record